Molecule: messenger RNA, 2387 nt
Organism: Salarias fasciatus (jewelled blenny)
Lineage: Eukaryota; Metazoa; Chordata; Actinopteri; Blenniiformes; Blenniidae
Gene: mag
Product: myelin associated glycoprotein
Exons: 13
Coding region: 385-2334 (649 amino acids)
Biological process (GO): cell adhesion
Cellular component (GO): plasma membrane
Molecular function (GO): sialic acid binding
Source: RefSeq, a predicted model, not a curated record
GGCAGUUUACUCCCCACUGUUGGGGCUUGGUACAGAGAGUGGCGAGAGAUCUUGAUGGUGUGACGCUUUGCGUGCGAGUGUCAGAGGGAAAAAGCUGCCGGAGCCGUUCUCCCCGGAGCCGCUGGACGUUUAGAGGUCAGUCACCUACGCAGACUCCAGGAUCCAGAGCAGGGCCAACAUCUCAGGGAGAACAAGAAGACGAGAGGCAGCAGGAGCCUGGUGCUGAGGCUGAGAAGAAGGUUGUGAAGUCGUGCGGGUGUGAAUGAGCGCCCUGUAGUGGAGCCGCUGAGAAGCUGUCCUGCCCAGACUUUGGUUCACAUCAUCAGUAUUUCAAGGAUCUUGUCUCCGUUCCAGAGGUCUGUGAUCCAGCACUGAGCGGAGACCAUGUGGUGUUUGGAGCUGCUUAUACCCCUGCUGUUGAUCAUCAGCGAUGCCAGUGGUCAGUGGAACGUCUGGGUACCUCGGGACAUCUCGGCCAUGACCAACUCCUGCGUGGUCAUCCCUUGCACCUUCAUGUACCCGUCAGGAAUCAGGCCAUACCGAGGCAUCCACGGCAUCUGGUACUUCGGCCAGCCCUACCCGCAACUCUUUCCCCCUGUAGUCUUCAAAUCUCGCACGGACGUCGUGCACGAGAGCUACAAGGGUCGCACCAAGCUGCUGGGCGACCUGCACCAGAGGAACUGCACACUGCUCAUCAACAACAUCGGCACGGAGCACUCAGGGAGAUACUACUUUCGUGCAGACCUGGGCGGAGCCAAUAUGUAUACUUACCCGGACUUUGCAGAGCUCAAAGUCCUGGAUCAGCCCAACAUUGAUGUACCGGAGGAGAUUGUCAGCGACGAGAGCUUGGAGCUCACAUGCUACGCUCCGGAUAACUGCCCCGACAUGACCCCAGAGAUCCAGUGGAUGUACACCGACUACCUGCCUGACCCAGAGUUCAGCUCAGAUUACCUGGAGGAGAGCAACACGGCGGUUCUGUCCAGCACCCUCACCUUCACGCCCAGACCCAUGCACAACGGACAGCUGCUGGGCUGCAGGGUCUACUACCCCAACACCACGCUGGUCUACGAGAGGGUCGUCUCUCUAGACAUUAAAUAUCCUCCACGCUCGGUGUGGGUCAACGUCUCCUCGGAGGUGAUGGAGGGCAGCUCUGUGAUGCUGCACUGUGAGGUGGACAGUAACCCCCCCUCCAGGAUCUCCUGGAUGUUCGGAGACCAGGAGCUGCUGUGGGACACGGCGUCCAAUGUGUCUCUUUCCCUGGACGACGUGACGCCCGCGAAUGAGGGGAUUUAUACCUGUGUUGGAGACAACGGCUACGGCAUCAUGAACACCUCCCUGUACCUGGCAGUCAAGUAUCCUCCUCGUGAGCCGGAGGUGAACAACUCCAUGACGGUGCUGGAAGGCACGUCUCUCGCUCUGCACUGCAGCACCCAGGGCAGCCCGGCUCCAACCCUCACCUGGCUGAAGGACGGCGAGCUGGUAGGCACCAUCACCGCUGACGAGCUGUCGGUGCUGGAGAUCCUGGAAAUCACGCCGCAGGGAGACGGACAGUACCGCUGUCUGGCUGAGAACGAGCACGGACGAGCCAGCAGCUCCCUGAACAUCACUGUGGAGUAUGCCCCGGUCCUUCUGGAGGAGUCGAAGUGCACGGUGGUGAGGGAGGGAGUUCAGUGUGUCUGCAUGGCCACGGGAAAUCCUGAGCCCACCAUCGAGUUCUACCUGCCCGACCUCAACAUCACCAUCAAUGAGACCGACGGCAAAUACAACUUCUACACGCACACCGACGGGCACACCUCCACCGGCAUGAUCAAGCUGCGGGAGAAAGGCGAGCGCAUGGACAACGGCGGCCCCGCUGUCAACGUCCACUGCAGCAUCUCCAACGUGUACGGAAGAGAGAGCGUGCUGCUGGAGCUACAGCAAGAGAAAAAGUACAUGAUGGCAGUUAUAGUGGGCACUAUUGGAGGAGUGGCGGUCAUUGCCUUCAUCAUUGCAGCAGUGAGAUAUGUUGGCCAGAACAACAAAAAAGAGAAUGGAAACCCUAGGCAGGACGUGGUCCUGGAGAACCCAGCUUUGUACUACAGCGCAGUCAAGAAGGACAAACAAAAUCUGAGGAAGAAAGUGCUUAAGACAGAGCUGUUGGGCUCAAAGUUUAACUCCAUUCUAGAAGAGACUACGGGAGAAGACGGGGAUUACCAACCUGUGGGCUCUAUGGCAGGACUGGAGAGGCAAGAGCUGAAUUACGCUGCUCUGGAGUUCAUCGGGGCCAGGCCCAGGGAGGGGGCCUCAGGGAGGGGGGAUGACGGCGGCAACUACUCGGAAAUCAAAGCCAAAUGAAUCGCGAUCCUUCCCUGAUCCCUCGGCUAUGCGAGAUGCAGUGGCAGCCCCAU